Molecule: messenger RNA, 2208 nt
Organism: Neurospora tetraspora
Lineage: Eukaryota; Fungi; Ascomycota; Sordariomycetes; Sordariales; Sordariaceae
Exons: 2
Coding region: 1-2208 (735 amino acids)
Source: RefSeq, a predicted model, not a curated record
AUGGCCCCCAACCAUCGUCCUGACUUUGAGGCCUUCCUCAAAGAGUCUGAGCAACAGCGCAUGAUGGGCACCAAGUACAGGGACUGGUUCAUAUGGCCGUACAUCAACCAAGAGGAUCUCUCCCGUCCACGCUUACUGCCAUUGCUGCUAAACUCGCGUGGACGCCAUCACCCUUGCACAUUUGCCGGCAUCGAUGCCACCAAUACAAAAUUCGCCUUCGUCACCAAGGCCGUGGUCCCCAUCUUCUUGAACGAGUACACCAUGAUCCUCAACGGCGUCGAUGAGAAGCACCCCGACGAGUAUGGCAAGCUAUUGUCCUGGGACGAGCACCCCAGCAACUUCGAGUUGGCCAUGAGUCAAAGGCAGUUCCUGCCCGGUGAAGGGCUGCUCGUAUUGGAAGUCCAGGACCGCCUCCUUUCCUUCUUGGUUAAAUGCUGCACCGAAAUUCUUCAUGAGAUCCCCGAAGACCAGCUUUUGAGCAGUAAAUAUCCCGUCCAGCCCGAGCCACACAUGAAAGAAGAAAGUGAGACCACCGGGUUCGACUCUCUUGCCGUCUUGGCUGCCGAAGCCCCUUACCGAGUGCCUGCCAAACUUGACUUUGGCCGCAUUGAGUCGCUUCUGGGCGCUCAAGCAGCAGCCAGUGAAGAUCACUUGUGGUCCCUACGUGAGGAUUCCAACUAUUUCGUCGACAAAGCCCUCGAGUUGCAGGAACAUCGCCCGGAGACUCUUAAAGACCGCUGGGGCAAAUCCUAUCCAGAGGUUUUCUGGUCACGUAUCUUGUCCAGUCUUGUCAACACGGCGUACAUGGAGGUUGAGGUAUACAAUGAGCUUCAUCGCCAAGCAAAAGAGUUGCAAGCUCUCCAGGAAAAAUAUGCAAAGGCCAUAUCAGUCAAGGACGAUUUGCCCAAGGAGUAUCUGAAGGCAUUGCUCAAAUUCCGUUUCUACCUUUACCAGGCCACCAAGGGUGUUCUUGGCGAACUGAAACAAACAGUCAUGUCAUCGCCGCCCAUGAGAUAUCUCUCAUUCAGAGCCCAGGGGUCACUCAGGGAUCUGAACGAGGUCGCAGUCGCCUUCAACCCUAAUCACAAGAUGAAUCCAGUAGAGAAGCGGUUGGUCUGGCUUCUGAGGACGCUGUGGGAGGACGGUAUGGAUCUGUUCUUAGCCUCGCAGCCCAUUAUUGUGGACGAGUUGGAGCGCCUGCUGGAAACAGAGAAGGAAGCUAGCCGGAUGAUUUCGUCCUAUGUUGCUGGCUUAAUCGGACAGCUUUCCAUCAUCACCCAGUGUAUGAGACAGCUUGACUGCUACCAACCAUGGGCCCGCAGCUUCGAGACUCUGGAUAUCGACCAUGAGGAUAGCAUCAAGGCUGCGUUUGCCGAAACUAGCAAGCCUUGGGCAGCUAUUGUCAGGGCUACCAGUGAGAAGCAGGGCAGGUUUUACUCACUUGUCCGGCUGGGUAAGCCUGCAUGUAAGAGAUUUUUCUACCCUGUCGACAAGCGCCGCACCAAGGAGAAUGUGGAGGCUCUGAGAAGUGCAGAAGGCAACCUCGACGAAUUCUGGAAGGGUGUCGACCGAAUCAUGUACAAGGACGCAAACAACCUUGAGAACACGUUCGUCAGAAGACUCCUUACUCAAUCGCGUAGUCUUCAACGCACACCAGAGUGGGUUGAGCCUUCCGUGCCGACUGCGGACGACAAAGGGGCGAAACCAACUGUCGCGAAUGUGGAUGACCUGAUCAUCCCCUUCUCUUCUUUCUUCUUUGGACUCACAGCCCCCAAACCCGAGCCAACGCCGUCUCCAAAGAUCAAGGUGAAGACCCGUGGAACGACGAACGCCCCAACGGAGCCUACCGCUACGGAGCAACCCCCCACCCCGGACUUGACCGAGGAUAAACAGCCUAUUUUUGCCGUUGAUGCUAGAUCCAUCAAGGUUUUCCGUACGCUGUUUUAUAAUCCCAACAUUACCUCCAGCCCUGGCGAGAUUCCCUGGAACGACUUCCUGCAUGCCAUAACCUCUACCGGGUUCAUGGCUGAGAAGUUGUAUGGAUCAGUGUGGCAGUUUCGUCCGACCAACUUGGAUGUUGAGAGGGCCAUCCAGUUCCAUGAGCCGCAUCCUAAGGGGAAGCUUACCUUCAUGAUGGCAAGACGGAUUGGUAGAAGAUUGAACCGGGCAUACGGAUGGAUGGGGUCGAUGUUUGUUUCGGAGAAGUGA